Messenger RNA from Lipotes vexillifer (Yangtze River dolphin), 1296 nucleotides. It is a transcript of the gene METTL25, whose product is annotated as methyltransferase like 25. The annotation marks the transcript as partial. Lineage: Eukaryota; Metazoa; Chordata; Mammalia; Artiodactyla; Lipotidae. The record is from RefSeq and is a predicted model, not a curated record. The transcript has 5 exons.
AGCCCGUGAGGGUGGGCGUCAUGGCGGCUUCUGGGCCGCUCCCGGUGACCCAGGACCUGGCCACGUUGCGUGCCAAGUUGCAGGGGCUGCUGCGGUUCCUGACGGAAGCCCUGUCCAUUUCCAGUGCACAUACGGUGGACUUCUACACGGACUCCCUGUGGGAGCAGGUGGUCGACUUGCCCCCGGAGACGGUGCUGGCGGCGCUGAGGUCGGCGGCGGAGGCGGAGGCCCAGCCCUCGGAGGCGCGCCUCCAGGUGGAAGCCGAGAGUGGAUCAGAUAUUACUGAUUUUCCGAAAAUAUUUUGUGAAACUUCCCAGAAGCUGGUGAGUGUGGAAGCCUUCGCUCUGGCUGCUAAAUAUUAUUCUGUAGAAAACUUGGGAAUAUGUACUCCUUUUGAACAGUUGCUUGUAGCCCUUCGUGGAAAUCAAAAACAGAGAACUGAUGAAAAUGUGAAGCCAGAUGAGUUUAUGAAUUUGAAAAAAUCUCAUGAAGUUCAGGCAAUGUCAGAGCUCAUCAGCAGUAUUGCUGAUUACUGUGGAAUAAAGCAGAUAAUUGACCUGGGUUCUGGAAAAGGCUACCUAAGCUCCUUUUUGUCCUUGAAGUAUGGCUUAAAAGUUUAUGGAAUUGAUUCCUCGAAUACCUGUACUCAUGGAGCUGAGGAGAGAAACAGGAAACUGAAGAAACAUUGGAAAGUCUAUCGUAGGCGGUCAAAAUUAGAUGUCAAUGGACUGGCAUUACAAAUGACAAAAGAAAGGAAAGUGCAAGAUGAAAUUAAAUUUAAAGCCGAUAUUGAGGGAGUAUGUAACAGCAGUAUUGCAAAUCAAGAAAAGAUGUCAACCUCGGACUUUCUGCAAGAUUUUUCAGGCUCUGUAAUUUCUAACAUCAGAAAACAAAUGGAAAACCUACAUGUUUAUUCACAUCGAGAAGAAAAUUUGUGUUUUGAAAAUGCCUUUUCUCUUAAGGACCUUUUGCCUAUUAAUGCCAUAGAACCUACUUCUUCAUCCCAUAUACCCAAGAGAAAAAUGUCUGAAGCAAAUAAAGAGAGAAGAAAAAUGACAUCAAAGUCAAAUGAAUCCAAUAUAUAUUCACCUUUAACAUCUUUUAUCACUGCUGAUUCAGAACUACAUGAUAUUAUUAAAGAUCUGGAGGAUUGUUUGAUGAUAGGUCUGCAUACUUGUGGUGAUCUUGCUCCAAAUACUCUGCGAAUAUUUACUUCCAAGUCUGAAAUCAAGGGAGUUUGCAGUGUGGGUUGUUGCUACCACCUCUUAUCUGAAGAGUUUGAAAACCCACAUAAAG